Danio rerio (zebrafish) is the source of this 2734-nucleotide messenger RNA. RefSeq names its product transient receptor potential cation channel, subfamily C, member 1 (gene trpc1). Gene Ontology annotation, cellular component: plasma membrane; membrane. Gene Ontology annotation, molecular function: calcium channel activity. The record is from RefSeq and is marked provisional. NCBI's taxonomy places the organism in Eukaryota, Metazoa, Chordata, Actinopteri, Cypriniformes, Danionidae. Gene Ontology annotation, biological process: calcium ion transmembrane transport.
ACAGCAUCAUCAGCACCAGCGCAACAGACCAUCUUGAUGCUCAAGCUUCAUGUCUCUACUAUCAUUCCGGGCAGAAUUUGCACGAAAAGCCUUGAUAUUAACGUUAUUAACGUUAAUAAGAGUUUGUUUCACCGUAUAAGUCGAGAUUCGUAUACUAAACAGCAGUCAAUCUCGGUAUAGUGAGGGCCUCGUCAGAACGCGGAACAUCGUUUACAUCUGGAUUGAUCAGAGCUGUUGUUGUUUUUUUUCGGUGAUUUCGGUGGUUUCAUGUGUAUAAGGGUGUAAGGCUCUGCUCAGUGGGAUGCACAUCAGUGCUUUGCCGUAUUCUCUCUCCGUUAUAAUGGCUGCUCUAUAUCAGGGCACGGACUCGUCCUCUCCGGAUAAAUAUCUGGCGUUAAAAGACGUCAGAGAGGUGAAGGAGGAGACCACUCUGGACGAGAAGCUCUUUCUGCUGGCCUGCGAGAAGGGGGACUACUACAUGGUGAAGAAGCUUUUGGAGGAGAAACGACAUGGCGAGUUGAACAUUAACUGUGUAGAUGUGCUCGGGAGAGACGCUGUCACCAUUUCAAUCGAGAAUGAGAAUCUAGACAUAUUGCAGCUGCUCUUGGAUCAUGGCUGCCAGGCCACAGAUGCAUUAUUAGUGGCUAUUGAUUCAGAAGUGGUAGGAGCAGUUGACAUCCUGCUAAACCAUCGGCCCAGGCGUUCUUCCAAGCCUUCUAUCGCGAAACUGAUACAGAAGAUUCAGAACCCAGAGUAUUCCACCACCAUGGAUGUUGCUCCAGUCAUUCUUGCUGCCCACAGGAACAAUUACGAGAUUUUGACCAUGCUUUUAAAGCAAGACAUCUCUCUGCCACGACCCCACGCUGUAGGGUGUGAGUGUACUCUCUGCAAUGCCAAGAACAAGAAGGACAGUCUUCGUCAUUCAAGGUUCCGUCUAGAUAUCUACCGAUGUCUCGCCAGCCCGUCCUUGAUCAUGCUGACAGAAGAAGACCCCAUUCUGAGGGCGUUUGAGCUCAGCGCUGAUCUGAAAGAGCUGAGCCUGGUGGAAGUGGAGUUUCGGAACGAUUAUGAAGAACUUGCCAAGCAGUGCAAGAUGUUUGCCAAGGACCUGCUGGCUCAGGCCCGCAACUCUCGUGAGCUGGAAGUCAUACUAAACCACACAUCCAGCGAGGACCACGUAGACAAGAGAGGCCUUCUGGAGGAACGCAUGAACCUCAGCCGCCUCAAACUGGCCAUCAAAUACAACCAAAAGGAGUUUGUCGCCCAAUCCAACUGUCAGCAGUUUCUGAAUACGGUGUGGUUUGGCGAGAUGGCGAGCUACCGCCGCAAACACACCUGCUUAAAGAUCGUGUCUGUUUUGAGCGUGGCACUGCUGUGGCCCUUGCUGUCCAUCUGUUACCUGCUGGGUCCCCGUUCUCGCGUCGGCCAGGUCAUCCACACUCCUUUCAUCAAGUUUAUCAUUCACAGUGCUUCUUACUUCACCUUCCUGCUGCUUCUGAACCUGUACUCGCUCAUUUACAACGACAAGAAGAAUAUGGCUCCUGCGCUGCAAUUCAUAGACUACCUUCUCAUUCUCUGGAUCAUAGGCAUGGUGUGGUCGGAUGUGAAGCGUCUCUGGUAUGAGGGAUUAGAGGAUUUCCUGGAAGAGUCACGGAACCAGCUGAGCUUCGUCAUGAACUCGCUUUAUCUGGCCACUUUUGCCCUAAAAAUAGUGGCUCACAACAAGUAUAGCAAAAUUAUCAAACCAGAGGAAAGGAAAGAAUGGGACGCCUUCCAUCCCACCCUGGUCGCCGAGGGUCUUUUUGCAUUCGCCAUAGUUCUGAGCUAUCUACGCCUCUUCUUCAUGUACACCACAAGCUCCAUCUUGGGGCCUUUACAGAUCUCCAUGGGUCAAAUGCUACAAGAGUUUGGCAAGUUUCUUGGCUUAUUCCUGCUAGUGCUCAUCUCUUUCACCAUCGGCCUGACACAGCUGUAUGGAAAAGAUCAAGAUCCAUCCAAGACCAAAGACGAUAACAAGGACUGUGAGGGGAUCUACUGUCAGCAGCAGAGCAACGACACCUUUCACACGUUUAUGGGGACGUGUUACGCACUCUUCUGGUACAUCUUCUCUUUGGCACAUGUUAAUUUGUUUGUGACGAGGAUCAGCUACACGGAGGAGCUGCGGUCGUUUGUUGGUGCUCUUAUCGUCGGAACCUACAACAUCGUUGUGGUCAUCGUUCUUACCAAACUCCUGGUGGCCAUGCUGCAUAAGAGCUUCAGACAGAUCGCUAACCAUGAAGAUAAGGAGUGGAAAUUUGCUCGGGCGAAGCUGUGGCUCAGCUACUUCGAUGACAAGUGCACACUGCCUCCACCCUUCAACGUCCUUCCCUCACCCAAGACCGUGUGCUACCUAGUGAUCAGCAUGAGCAAAUGGAUCUGUUCCCACACCUCCACAGGCAAGGUCAAGAGGCAGAAUAGUCUGAGGGAAUGGACGAACCUGAAGCAGAAAAGAGAUCAGAAUUACCAGAAGAUUAUGUGCUGUCUAGUGCACCGUUACCUGACCUCUACGAGGCAGAAGAUGCAGAGCAUGGACCAGGCCACAGUAGAGAAUCUCAACGAUCUGCGGCAAGACCUCUCCAAGUUUCGCAAUGAAAUGAGAGACCUUUUGGGCUUUCGCACUUCCAAAUAUGCCAUGUUCUACCCCAGAAGCUAAGCCAUGCCUGUUUAUUUAAAGUGACCCAGCAUGCUCAGCAAU